Messenger RNA from Thecamonas trahens ATCC 50062, 1932 nucleotides. RefSeq lists its product as uncharacterized. Gene Ontology annotation, molecular function: zinc ion binding; SUMO ligase activity. Bases 1 to 1932 code for a protein of 643 amino acids. The transcript has a single exon. The record is from RefSeq and is a predicted model, not a curated record. Gene Ontology annotation, biological process: protein sumoylation. Lineage: Eukaryota; Apusomonadida; Apusomonadidae.
AUGGGCGACCCGGUCGGCGAGGUCUUUGCCCGCCUCAGGGCAGCCAAGCAGGCGGCGCGGGCUGCGACUGUCGAGGGUGGAGGCGGUGACCCCUCCUCGGCCUUUGCCGACCUGGCCCGCGUCCUCGCCUCACCGCUCCUCGACGACCUGGCCACCGUACGCAAGCGCAAGAUCCACAUGGCACUCGUUGCCGCACUCCAGGCCCUGGCCAAGGCCGCUGUCCUCCUCCCACCGUCGUCUCCCUCCCUCGCCUCGCUUCCGCUCAUCUCGGAUCUCGCCUCUGCCCGCCUCCGCCCGCUCCUCGGCGCCAAGCAGUCCAAGGAACUCGACAACAUCGCCGCCGCCUUUGCCUCGGUCGCCGCUCCUGCCGGAUCGACGGAGGCAUCAAGCUCAACAACCGUCGCCUCCGCCCGCCCCCGUCCGCCACCAAUCAGCACUGCUCGCGAGGCGGCUGCUGCCGCCGCUGCCGCCUGGUGGCGUCAAGCCGAAGAGGCAAGGCACUCGCCGCGGCUUCCGCUCGGCUGGGAGGUCGGCGCAGAGACGCCGCCAUCGGCGAUGGCCAAGCUCCGCCAGGCGCCUUUCAGCAUCGAGUCCGGCACGCUGUACGAGGGCCUGUUCCUGGACAUCCCGUUUGCCUCGCGGGUGACGCCGACCAACGUCGACGCCCUCCUUCGCGUCGUCCAGCCCUACAGCGACACGACCCGCGAGUACUGCAACGGCUCGGUCUUCUCCACUUGCAUCGCACCGCCGCUCCUUGCGCCCAUCGACCUUCGGCACUCGCGCGCUGGCUCGUCGGCAACUUACACCAUCACCAUUGCGCCGUCGACUUCGCUCAACAUCCUGCGCCAGGCCAACGCCGCGCUCACCGCCCGUGGCGACGAUCCGGUCUUCUCCAUUGUCCUCCGCGCCUACCAUCGGCGUGACGCCAAGCGCAUCCACACCUGGCCGCCCGGCGCUGACAUCGCCGUCGCCGUCAACGGGCACUGGCUCGAGACCGCUGCUGCUGGCGCGGCCGAGCUCGAUCUUCUUCCGCACCUCCGCGCCUCCAACACCAUCACCAUCUCGAGCCAGCACUGCACCUGCGGCUACCUCUACACAGUCCUUGCCAAGCGGACCAUUUCGCAGCGCAUGCUCGCCGCUCACAUCGUCCACGCCCGCCCCUGGAUGGACCUCCAUGCCGCUUUUGGCGCCAUCAUGGACAUCUUUGUCUCGUCGGCCUCGUCGGGCGUGACCCAGGACUCGCUUCCGGUCGCCCUCACCUGUCCGCUCUCCUUCACCCGCAUGACCACACCGGUCCGCGGCCGCGCCUGCCGCCACUUUCAGGCCUACGAUCUCGAAUCCUACCUCGCCAUGAACGGCGUCGCCAAUCAGUGGCGGUGCGCGGUGUGCAAGGUCGACCUUCCUGUCGAGAACCUUGCCGUCGAUCCGCUCAUGCGCCUACUCCUCGACCUCACCGCCGACCCGGCACUCGCGCCAUCGCUCAACCUGCCGGCUGCUUGUGCGACCACCCCCGGCCCGGGCUCGGGCUCGGGCUCGGCCUCGGACGAUGAUGAUGACGAUGACGAUGACGACGGCCUGCUUGACACUGUGUACUUCAACGCCGUCGGCAUUGUCUUUGCUGACGCCGCCUGCUCUGCGCCGGUCCCUGUCAUCAACGACCACCCGACGCUGGUGGCUCUGCGGAGCGGCCGGCCGACUCCCACCACUGCCCCGCCUCGACCAGUUGCAUCACUUCACCCAGCCACUUCACAGCCACUCCCACCCGCCCCCGCUGCGCAGCAGCCAUCCUCCUCCCACAAGCGCCCAGCCGGCACUGCUGCCGGCGAGCGCCCGACCAAGGCUGCUCGGCUCCUCUCGGCCAAGCCAAUUCUCCCCGACGACGACGCCAAUCUGAUUGUGCUCUCGUCGGAUGACGACGACGACUUUUGCUAG